AUGACAGCAAACCUUCUGGACGACUUUAAUUUCGCAACCGCCUGUCGGAUAGCAAUUGCUGGGUUCCUCCGCUUUGGAGAGUUCACUUACAAGAAAGAAGACUUCGGCACGCGCUCCGACGUCAGAUUCUCGUCCUCGUUAGAUCAUGCGCAACUCACACUCAAGCGGAGUAAGACGGACCGCCGCCACGAAGGAGUACAGAGUGUUCUUGCAAAAACAGGAGACGAAGCGUGCCCGGUAGACGCGCUUCAGAAGCUACUACUUCUCGACCCGAAAGGGCCCGAUGCCCCGUUAUUUUUCUUCCACCGAAAACCAUUCAGUCGCAACCAUUUCCUCUCUACCUUAUCUACUAAAGCUAAGAGCACUCGGGAUACAGACGGACGGCUACUCAGGCCACAGCUUUCGGAAGGGUUCGGCUCAACAUGCGCACGAUAG
This is a messenger RNA of Penicillium samsonianum, 435 nucleotides long. RefSeq lists its product as uncharacterized. The record is from RefSeq and is a predicted model, not a curated record. The transcript has a single exon. Gene Ontology annotation, biological process: DNA recombination; DNA integration. The coding region runs from base 1 to 435 and encodes 144 amino acids. Gene Ontology annotation, molecular function: DNA binding. Lineage: Eukaryota; Fungi; Ascomycota; Eurotiomycetes; Eurotiales; Aspergillaceae.